Molecule: messenger RNA, 2522 nt
Organism: Cavia porcellus (domestic guinea pig)
Lineage: Eukaryota; Metazoa; Chordata; Mammalia; Rodentia; Caviidae
Product: zinc finger protein 709-like
Exons: 5
Coding region: 315-1565 (416 amino acids)
Biological process (GO): regulation of transcription by RNA polymerase II
Cellular component (GO): nucleus
Molecular function (GO): DNA-binding transcription factor activity, RNA polymerase II-specific; RNA polymerase II cis-regulatory region sequence-specific DNA binding
Source: RefSeq, a predicted model, not a curated record
GUGCAUGCCGGUCUUGUGCUUGGAGUCGCCAUUUUGCCACUAGAGAUGCUGUCUGAAGACCAGUGCUCUCUUCCUUCAGCGGCCUAGGCUGCAUCGGGGCCUGAGCUGGGGUCUGGGCCAGGGCAUGAAAGAUCUCAAAUGUUCUGACCUGGACCUGGAACGCAGCUCCCCAAGCAGCAGACAUGUAGUUCUUGAACAGACUGCCCGGAUCAUGGUCUGAGGAGGCGGUGACCUUUGAGGAUGUGGUUGUGAACUUCAGCAAUGAUGAGUGGACUUUGCUGAGUCCAUCCCAAAAGAACCUCUACAGAAAUGUGAUGGGUGAAAUCUUUAGGAACAUGGCUGCAAUAGGAGGACUUGGGGAUAUCCAGGAAGCUGAAAAAGAAGGCAAAAUUUACUGGAGAUACUUAAGAAAUUACAAGCUAGGGAAAUCCUAUGGACAUACAUCUUGGAAUCAGUGUAAAGAAGUAUUCCUUUGUAUUGCAGAAGGUAAUGUGAAUGUGAAAGUAACAGAAACACACCACAAUGUUCAGAUCCAUGAAAAAUAUUGCAGUGGAGGGAAACCCUAUGUAUGCAAGCAAUGUGGGAAAGGUUUUACCACAAAUGGAAUUUGUAAGAAACAUGAAAGAAUUCACAGAGGAGAGAGACCCUACAUAUGUAAGGAGUGUGGGAAAGCUUUUACAACACGUACAUAUUGUCAAGUACAUGAAAGUCUUCACUCCAGAGAAAAACGUUAUAAAUAUAAGCACUGUGAGAAAGCUUUCAGCACAUGUACUUAUUGUGUAAUCCAUGAAAAACUUCACACUGGGCAGAAAUCGCAUAUAUGUAAGAAAUGUGUGAAAGCUUUUAGCAGUAAAAUUCAUUUUCAAAUACAUGAAAAUGUUCACACUGCAGAGAAACCCUAUGUGUGUAAGCAAUGUGGAAAAGGUUUCACCCAACUUGGACAUUGUAAGGAACAUGAAAGAAUUCACACUGGAGAGAAACCAUAUAUAUGUCAGCAAUGUGGAAAAAGAUUCACCAGAUCUGAACAUUGUAAGCAACAUGAAAGAAUUCACACUGGAGAGAAACCAUAUGUAUGUAAGCAAUGUGGGAAAGCUUUUAACACACAUGCAAGUUAUAAGGUUCAUGAAAGAAUUCACACUGGAGAGAAACCCUAUGUAUGUAAGCAAUGUGGGAAAGCUUUUAGAACACAGGGAGAAUGUAAGAAUCAUGAAAGAAUUCACACUGGAGAGAAACCAUAUGUAUGUAAGCAAUGUGGGAAAGCUUUUACCAGACCUGGACAUUGUAAGGAACAUGAAAGUAUUCACACUGGAGAGAAACCAUAUGUAUGUAAGCAAUGUGGGAAAGCUUUUACCAGACCUGGACAUUGUAAGGAACAUGAAAGAAUUCACACUGGAGAGAAACCAUAUGUAUGUAAGCAAUGUGGGAAAGCUUUUAACACAAGUGCAAAUUGUAAGGUUCAUGAAAGCAUUCACACUGGAGAGAAACCAUAUGUAUGUAAGCAAUAUGGGAAAGCUUUUAAAACACAGGGAGAUUGUAAGAAACAUGAAAGUUCACAUUCAAUAUAAAACCAGUGUAUAUAGGCAUCAUGAGAAUGGUUUCAGCACAUGUACAUAUUGCAUAAUGCAUGAAAAUUUUCACACUGGGCAGAAAACUUACAUAUGUAAGGAAUGUGGGAAAGGUUUCAGGAGAAAUGCUCAUUGUCCAAUACAUUAUAAAAUUUACAUGAUUGAAAAACCCUGUGUAUGUGAAGAAUGUGAGAAAGCUUUCACCACACAUUGAUUUUGUAAAAUACAUCAAUGACUUCACACUGGUGAGAAAGCCUAUGUACAUAACAAUGUGACAAAGCUUUUACUGCAUAUAGUCAUUGCAAAACACAUGAAAGAAUUCACACUGGGAAGAACCACUGGCUAUGUAAGCAAGUGGAGACAUUUUCAGCAGCCAGAUUGUAAGUGAAAUACAUGAAAAAACUCACACAAGAGAUAAUUCCUAUGUGUUAUGGGAAUACUCUCAGCAUACUUGAUCAUUGUUACAUAUCUGAAAGAGCUCACUGGGCAGAGAUGCUAUGGGAUUAACAAUGUGAGAAAUAUGGUAAUCCAUGUUUCUUGUUAAAUACUUAGAAAAAGCAUCACUGUUCAGACAGUUUACUUUAAAAAUCCCAAGGAGACCUGAAGAAAUAAUCAAUACAGAAGUUUGAUGUCAAUAUUUCUUCACAAAUAUUCCAGAAAUGACAAAUCUGAGGUGGAUCUCUACUCAAUUGCAUAUGUUUUUUGAUUUUCAGUUAAUCACUGUACCUCUCUAGAUUUUUUAAAGUGUUUUUGUGCUUCAACAUGGCAUCUUGUAAUUAAACAUGCUAAACUGAAAUGGGCUUUUUCACUUUCAAGUAUGGAUAGUGCCUAUGUACUUAAUAUUUUGUCUUUAAAACUUAAAUUUUAUAUUUUUUGGUGAAUUGUAAUGUUGUUUAUUUAAAGAGAAAAAAUGUAGAAAUAAUACAGAAUUUCAGAAAAAUAAACAAUAAGAAAUCA